ACCAUCGCUACCUUAACAAUAUUUGAAUAAUUACUUGUUUGAGAAACCGCCUUACAGCGAUUAUUACUAACUCAAUAGUAGAACCGCGAGUGGGCUACUCAACUUGUGUUUACUGAAUGGAAUACAAUGGCUAGUAUCAAUGAUAGUUUAAAUAAAACUUAUCAAGAAAAUGAAUUAAACUUGGAUUAUUUUGUUAAUGCAACAGAACAUGUUAUGGAUAUUAACCAUAGUGCAGGUUAUUUAGGGAACACAAGUAUGGAAACAUCAUCAGUUUCUUAUUAUGAAUAUGAUGAAAAUAGUACGUUUUAUGAAUCGUCCGAGAUCGCUUUGUUAAAACAACCGGCUCAUUUAAUUGCCGUGUAUUCAAUUGCAUACGGAUUAGUGUUUAUUUGUGGAUUAAUUGGGAAUAUUUUUGUCAUAGCUGUGAUAAUAAAAGAACCAAGUAUGAGGAAUGUUACAAAUUAUUUUAUUCUGAAUUUAGCAGUGGCGGAUAUACUUGUUGCGUUAAUGGUGGUACCAAUCACUUUACUGACUAAUCUAUUCACUGGAUGGCGAUACGGUGCAUUUCUCUGCAAAAUCACGCCAUAUGUUCAAAGUGUAGCAUUCAGUGCGCAUCAGUAAAUACUCUGGCAGCAAUU
This is a messenger RNA of Ruditapes philippinarum (Manila clam), 638 nucleotides long. RefSeq names its product neuropeptide SIFamide receptor-like. The record is from RefSeq and is a predicted model, not a curated record. The transcript has 2 exons. Gene Ontology annotation, molecular function: G protein-coupled receptor activity. Gene Ontology annotation, cellular component: membrane. Bases 127 to 621 code for a protein of 164 amino acids. Gene Ontology annotation, biological process: G protein-coupled receptor signaling pathway. NCBI's taxonomy places the organism in Eukaryota, Metazoa, Mollusca, Bivalvia, Venerida, Veneridae.